Chara braunii is the source of this 1254-nucleotide messenger RNA. Lineage: Eukaryota; Viridiplantae; Streptophyta; Charophyceae; Charales; Characeae. The record is from the annotation of a GenBank genome assembly.
GUUUACACGUGUGAAAAGUGUGUUUGAAAACGAGUCUGAUUGCACAAGCAUGCAGAAAGAUCUCAGAAAAAUGGUAAGAAAGGCAUGGGCGAAGCAGGGAAAUUAAGCAACCAAUUUGACGUUCUCAAGAAGGUGAAGGCGGAAGAGUUAUCGGAAUACACAGCAUUCAAAUAUGCAAAAAAGAAGAGAGCAAGGGAACAGGGAGUGAAAGACAGAGAUAGAACAGCUCCAGAGUCGAAGGACGACUUCCAAGAUCUGCGCCCAAAGAAGUGGAGAUCCGGGCAAAAUCAGAAGAAGAAGAACCCGAACAUGUCCCAGACUGACUCUGAGGAAGAAUCAGCGCGCACACAGCUGGAAAAGGAAGCGGCAGUGGUAAUUGCACAAACAGAGAAGCUGAACAAACUGAAUGAGGAAUACUCAGCAGAAUUCACAACGAUCACACACAUCGCCAGGGAUCAGGCUCCUCUGGUGGUAGAGACAGCCAAGUCGUCAAGACUGACACUGAUGAACAUCCGUCCCUUGAUUGCUGCAAGGUAUGUAGAAAAACUUGAGGAGUGGCAAAGUGCAACAAAUGUGUCCUUUCAAAUCCCAUGCUUUGAGGAAGGGCAAAAUGUGGCCACCACACUCCGCGAAAAGAUAUCCACGGAGUACCCAUUAGGGGUUUGUGAUUCCAUGCCAAGCAUCCCAGAUCAGGAGGAUGCACUUCCUCAACCAGAACACGAGGGAUCAACUUCACAGCACAAAGAGCAUGGUAGACAUUCACCUCAGGCAUUCUCACCAUUGAUCGUCAAGCUGUCGAACAAAGCAAAUCUGAGUUCAAGGAUGAGAUGGAGGCCGUGGAGAACGAUCAAAGUUGUGCCUUAUAGUGUCUUGGCGGGAUCGAGCCUACCGGUUGAACUAGCAUCAGUCUCACUGGCUCAGUUGGUUACUACAGGAAUGUUGGAGGGCGAUGGUGACUUGGACGCAAGGGCAUACCCGGUGGACUGGGAGAGGUUUUAUAGGAGUGACGAAUCUGAGGGGGAGGACCAGGAAUGGCAUUCAGAUGACGAGAAGGAAGAAGACGACUAGGAGGAUGCGAUGGACUCAAACAAUGAGGACAGUGAAGAGUUGUUUGAGAUCCCCAGGCAGGAGAUGGAUAAGAUGACUAGUGUAGGACAGCCCACGGCAGACCCCCAAGGGGGGGAGGGACUGUUGGACAUGGACACGGGGGGGGGGCCACCUUCGUAGACCUUUCAAUGAAUCGAUGAUAACCCG